AUGACAAUCCCAUCUGGAAUGUCAUGGGUUCUCAAGAAGAUUAUGAAGUGCAGAGAGAUAUUUGAUAAUGGCAACAUGAUACAUGAGUAUGAAACAGAUGGGAGAUUCUCAAUUAACAAAUGCUAUCAAGCAAUCAGAGAGCCAACUCUUCAAGUUAGCUGGAAAAGGUUGGUUUGCAACAAUAGAGCUACUCCUAAAAGUCUUUUUAUCACAUGGCUGGCGGUGCUGAACAGAUUGAGUACAAAAAGCAGAUUAGCUCAAUGGAAUUUAAUUGCAGAUACUACAUGUGAGUUAUGUAACAAUGGAGAGGAGGAUAUCCAUCAUCUCUUUUUCCAGUGUGAGUAUUCAGCUGAGGUUUGGAGGAACUGUUUGAGAAUACUAAAGAUUACUAGAACUCCUGUAAGCUUUCUGGAGGAGGUUAUGAUUGCAUCAGAACAGUGCAGACGAAGACACAAGAAGAACAAGUUGUAUGGCAUGCUUUUCACUGAAGCUAUCUAUCACAUUUGGCUGCAGCGCAACCAGAAAAUUUUUGAAGGGCAGCACAAAACUACUGAACAGAUUGUUAAUGUAAUUGUGUUUAAUGUUGCUGCUAGAGUAGAUGAUAAUAUGAGGAAGUUAUUGAUUAGAUAG
Molecule: messenger RNA, 630 nt
Organism: Beta vulgaris subsp. vulgaris (sugar beet)
Lineage: Eukaryota; Viridiplantae; Streptophyta; Magnoliopsida; Caryophyllales; Amaranthaceae
Exons: 1
Coding region: 1-630 (209 amino acids)
Source: RefSeq, a predicted model, not a curated record